AUGUGGAUUUGCGCAAUAUUUCCUGAGGCCAUCGCGUUCUACGCAUAUGUACAGAUGCGUGAGGCAAAAUCGGUUUAUGAUAUGUGGUGCGAGCACUUUGGGAUCACACCCGGGAGUGAUCGGGAUCGUAUGGGAAUGCAGGGAGGAUUCUUUGUGGUUAUGGGGGGAAUUGCCGUACACGAAAACAAGAACACCGGACGUAUGACCACCUUGACACCUUCGGGAUUCAGGGAAUAUACACUAUCGGGCAAAAUACCUGAGGACGCUCUUGAUAAGAAAUUCAUCAUUGACAAGGGAAAUGCCUCUAUAAUUACCAAAAUACUGGUCUUCACUCAGGCCUCUUGGAUGACUGUUCAGUGCAUUGGGCGGAAGGUAGCUGGCUUACCACUUACCUUGAUUGAGAUUCAUGUUGUCAUCCAAAUUUUCUUUGCCCUGAUAACUUAUGCAUUCUGGUGGUACAAACCCUUGGAUGUCGAUGAACCCUUACGAAUUGAUAUACGCCGCGACCAGGGAAGCUCAUGGGGGGACAAGAGGCGCCUUGAAAUAUCUUCAUCUGAAUAUACGGCAGCCACAACUCUAAUGGGAUUCUCUCAUUCCUCGGAUUUUCCUGAUGAAGACAGUACAACAUAUCAAGCCGACGCUCACUUCCGUACUGAAUCUCCGCGGUCGCUCUGUAUAUGCCAGGCUUGGAAGGCCUGGUAUGAUAUGAUAGAAACUAUUCUCGGGACUGGGGAGGGUACUCUCGCAGGAUCAAUAUCGGCAGCUGCCAACGGUAGCCUCCACAUGUUUGCAUGGAACUCCCAGUUUCCAACCGUUUCAGAAUGUUGGCUCUGGCGAAUCUCAUCUCUUAUAUUAGUGUUCACUAUGCCGGUGUGCUUGGCGUCGGUCAAACUUUUUGGGUUUGAUGAGGAAGUCUUGCGUGAUUUUUGGGAACUGAGCUUUGAAGAUAAGGAUACAACAAUCUUCAGACACCUUGCUAGAGUAUGUCGUCGGUGUUGCACAACUCUCGAGGAAGUUGCCGAGAGGUCCAGUAAGCAGAUGGCUUAUGGAUAUUCAUUGGCAAUACUUAUCGUUGCUCUUUCGGGAGCUAUGGCCACACUUAACUUCUUUGGUUUCAUGUUCAUUUUGGUGGAGUCGAUCAUCAGUGUGCGCAGUCUUCCUAAAGGAUCCUAUUCAACCCCUACCUGGAGCAACUAUUGGCCGCAUAUUUGA
Molecule: messenger RNA, 1212 nt
Organism: Morchella importuna
Lineage: Eukaryota; Fungi; Ascomycota; Pezizomycetes; Pezizales; Morchellaceae
Exons: 1
Coding region: 1-1212 (403 amino acids)
Source: RefSeq, a predicted model, not a curated record